This is a messenger RNA of Drosophila navojoa, 1308 nucleotides long. RefSeq lists its product as uncharacterized. The record is from RefSeq and is a predicted model, not a curated record. Lineage: Eukaryota; Metazoa; Arthropoda; Insecta; Diptera; Drosophilidae.
ACACAACAAAAUAGCGACAUGCUCAAGUGGACAGCAUCGACACAGCGAUUGCACGAGCUGCCUGCGCCGGAGCUGCGAGCGGCUCGACGUCAGCGCCGACAGCGACGCGCCACGAUAGCUAACAAGGAGAACGUGCCCAGUGCGGGCUACAACAGCUCGACGCCGCAGCCAUUGGCUCGGCUGAGGAACAGUCCGCUCGUGUUGGCGCCACUGAGCGACAUACGCAACUUGACGCCAGAGCCGGAGUCGGAGCAGCAGCAGCAGCAGCACGGACGCCGGGUGGUGCAGUCAGUGCGCUAUGCAGCCACGUUGCCGCGCUACGAGGAGGAGUACUCGCCCAGCCUGCCGAGCGGACAGCACUUGGCGCUGCGCGGCCUGCUGCCGCUCGAUCCGUUUCUGGAGCAGCCGCGCUACAUGGAGCAGCUGAAGAAGCGCAAGCUGGAGGCCGACUUUCUGGCCACCAUGGAGCAGCCCGUGGAGCAGCCGGCAAAGCAGGCGCGCGUCCCAGUUCAGGCAGCGCCACGCCCGGUCACGCCACAGCCCUCGACCAACAUGGGCGACCAGACGCUGGACAGGCUGAUCGAUGCUAUACUGGACUCGGCCUGCAAGCCGGAUCCCUGCAGCCAGAAGAAGAAGCCGCGCAAGUCCUUCAACCUGCGCCGGCGCACGCUGCUCAAGCAGCAGCAGCAGCCGCAGCACCAGCCGGACGCCCAAUCGAUGGUCAUAUUGCCGCCCUCGUAUGCGCCCGGCGAUGAUCCGGCCAGCGACUUGAGCUUUGCCCUGUUGCCGCUGCCCGCCACCCCGGAGCCGGUGUCGCAUAGCGUGCUGGUGCAGUUGCCGACGCCGCAGUUGCAGUUGCCCAAUCAUUCCGACACCUUUUGCCUGGCCACGCCCACGCCUGUGCGCCCAUUGAAACGGUGUCGAGAGAGGCGGGAGAGGCAGCCGGUGCCAGCGGCGAGCGUGGAGACGCCGCCCAAGCGCCUCAAGGUGGACGCGCGCAACUAUUUCGAGGUGGGCCUAGCGCUGCCCUCCAUCUAUGUCUGAGAAAGAAUGAAAGAGGGAGAGAGAGUGUGCGAGAAAGAUAGAGAGAGAGAGAGAGAGAGAGAGAGAGAGCCAACGCUGACAAACGGGGGAAAACGCUUAACUAUGACGCUUAUUUAGUUCUUAAGUUCAUAAAUUAAUUUUUUUUUUAAAUCUAACUUCAGCUUUGUACAUAAAUUAGAACAUAAGGUAAUUUUUUUGACACUGCUGUUAUGUAGUUUUUGUAAAACAUUUUUUUUUUUACAUCUAUAUAUUUAUUUAUUUACA